UUGUGGAAUGCAAAAGUGUCAAACUGAAUCAAAAUAAAAACACGUGUGAUCAACAGUGCAGCAUUCAAACCAAGAAAGUGUAUUUUAUAAAUAAUUAAUUGAUUAACACAAUGUCCGAAGAUAAGCCUGAAGCCGCAAAAGAAGAAUUAACGCAAUCUUCGGUGGAAAACGAUGAGCUUAAAGAAAAUUCGGCAGCAAACGAUGCCGAUACAACAAAACCAGAAACAUCUGUUACCACAAAAAAACCAGCGGCAAAAACACAAAAAGGCAGAAGAAAGCCUGCAGAGGGUAAUCCUGUACGCGGCUUGCCUAAGUCUGGUCGCCCAUGGAAAACCCCGAAGCAAAAGUUUAGUACAAUAAAAAAGUCUAAACACCGUUUACCAUUCGAAAAGAAAAUGGAGCUGCGUAAUGAACUGCGAAACAUUAAGGAAAGAUCACGAGAAAUCAAAGAGCAACGCAAGGAAGCGGCUGUACAAAAGAAUCAGAGGCGCAUUGAAAAUGCGGAGCGUCGUUUAGCAAAUGAGCGUCGCUCAGAAAUUGUCCAGAUAAUCAAGAACCCGGCGAAAUUGAGGCGCAUGAAGAAGAAGCAAAUGCGAAUGAUUGAAAAGAGGGACAUAAGUCAAGUGAAAGUGGUUUAAUUGGGACAUCGCAGAGCAGGGCUAGUUUAAGUUUUGUAGUUACUUCCUUUUUCUUAAUUAAA
Rhagoletis zephyria (snowberry fruit fly) is the source of this 700-nucleotide messenger RNA. RefSeq names its product coiled-coil domain-containing protein 86. Lineage: Eukaryota; Metazoa; Arthropoda; Insecta; Diptera; Tephritidae. The record is from RefSeq and is a predicted model, not a curated record. Gene Ontology annotation, cellular component: nucleolus.